This is a messenger RNA of Puccinia graminis f. sp. tritici CRL 75-36-700-3, 1145 nucleotides long. RefSeq lists its product as uncharacterized. The record is from RefSeq and is a predicted model, not a curated record. Gene Ontology annotation, molecular function: protein binding. The transcript is spliced from 4 exons. Gene Ontology annotation, biological process: mitochondrial fission; autophagy of mitochondrion; peroxisome fission. Lineage: Eukaryota; Fungi; Basidiomycota; Pucciniomycetes; Pucciniales; Pucciniaceae. Gene Ontology annotation, cellular component: peroxisomal membrane; mitochondrial outer membrane. Bases 119 to 607 code for a protein of 162 amino acids.
UCGCCACUGCCACGGCCAAGCCAAUUGAAGCAUCCACCAACAGACCAGUCAUUGUUCAAGAGACACAACAAAUCGACAAAACAACCCCAAGACAAUAUCGAAAAGAGAAGAAGGAAGGAUGGUCACUUCAGGAACAAGCUCGACUGACAAGCUACCAUAUGCAGCAGACAUUUCACUGGGACUAUCGCCGGAAGAACUGACGGUCUUGAGGGAGCAAUAUCAGAACGAACAGGCCAAGGGAUGGAUAUCCACUCAAACCAAAUUCAAUCUUGCCUGGGGACUCGUCAAAGGGAACGCACGACAAGGACAGGUGUCCGAAGGGAUCGCUAUCCUCAUGGAUGUCUAUCGAACUGAUGCCACUCGACGUCGUGAAUGUCUCUAUUACCUUUCGUUGGGUCAUUACAAACUAGGAAAUUAUAGCGAAGCAAAGCGUUUUAACGAUCUAUUACUAGAAAAGGAACCUCAUAACCUUCAAGCGAAAUCGUUAGCCCAGCUGAUUGAAAAGGCGGUCACUCAAGAGGGUUAUCUCGGCCUUAGUCUGGCAGGUGGCGCGGCGCUUGUUGGCGGCGUGCUAUUGGCCAGUCUGUUCUCCGGCCGUCGGCGCUAAUUAGGCUUCGGCAUCUCAACUACGACAGGCAUGCAAUAAAUACGCCCAGAAGAUUAAUGUUGCUCAACAUACCUGCAAGUGAUUCAAUUUAUAGUGCCACUGUUGGCUUCCUACUCGGAUCAGGUUUUUUCUUGCACCCCUUUCAUCACCUUCACUAGCUUGCUGUUGUGACUUUUGCCAUGUACUUUUAUCUAGCAUCAUUUUUUGUUCUUCCCUUCUCCAUACUCUUGUGCAACUAUCUGAUAUACAUUGGGAUUUUCAGUCUCGUUGUUUUUGUCACUGACUCAAACUUGCUAUUUAGCGUAGUAUGAGUACUGCUCGAAGCUUAACUCGGACAGGUACGAUGUUCAUCCGGUUCAAAGCUUAAGUUCAUCACUAGCCCUUCUGAAUCUCCAACGUUGAAGGAAAUGAAAGCUAUGGGAGAAGCCCCAGGAAACAGUGUCCUUUUCUUUUCAAGAAGAAGAAGCAGAAAAACAACCGGCAGAACUUCAACUAAUUAGAAACGAAAAGCAAAUCCUUGGCAUUGAUUUUUUUUUUU